Podarcis lilfordi (Lilford's wall lizard) is the source of this 9899-nucleotide messenger RNA. The record is from the annotation of a GenBank genome assembly. NCBI's taxonomy places the organism in Eukaryota, Metazoa, Chordata, Lepidosauria, Squamata, Lacertidae.
CUUCAAAUGUAAUGCACAUUUAUCAGAUAUGUAUAUACAUUUCAUAUAAGCGCAAUACAAGAUUUUGGGGAAAUAACCCGAGUUGUGUGUUUUUUAUUCGGCAGACUCCGCCCACCCAGAGCGCGACCUUAUUGCGCAAUCGCGGAUGCAGCUGUCUCUUCUCAGGCAAACUCCAGCGAGGGGUUUCUCUCCGUCUUGCCCCGCCCCGUGGCAGGACGGUGGGCGGGAAGGGACAAAUUAAGGAUGGAGAAGCUUGGAGGGGCGGGGCUCCAGCGCUACCACGUGGUGCGCCGCCGCUCCAAGAAUGGCCGGAGAGGAGUCUGCCGUCGAAGAGAAAGAUGCCGCCGUCUCCUCCGAUAGACGCAAGCUCAGCGCUUCUCGCCACCGCCCGCCUCCGGCGCUCCUGAGGAAAGCCUUCAUUUGCUCCUUCCCGGACUGCGACGCCAUUUACAACAGGGCCUGGAAGCUGGACGCGCACCUGUGCCGGCACACGGGAGAGGUCAGUUGGGCGGGACUAAGGGGGAGGGGGAAUAAGGGGAGCGGCCAUUGGGCGAAAGCGUGUCCGCAAGAGACCAGCCGAGAGGCCAGGUGUGCUGACGGGCAGCAAAAGGGAAUCGAACCUUGGGGCGCGCGAGCGCGAACGCUGCGGCUGCUAUUGGAGCGCGGCCUCCCUCGCAUAGCCAAUCGAGGGGAAGCGGGUCGUCAUUGGCCGGUCGGGGGUGACGCGCUUGUUCGGGGCGGGGCUCCAUGGAGAUGACGCGUUUCCGGAUAGGGGCAUGAGGGCUUUUUUGAGUGGCUGUCAAAACCUGCAGUGGUGUGUACGGCGCUCAUGUGAGAUUAUCAUUCAUAUACUGUGUGUGUGUGUGUGUAUAUAUAUACACACACACACACACACACACAUAUAUAUACACACACAGAGUAUAUUAAUAUAUAUGUAUAAAUAAAUAUAUGCAUAUAUAUAUAUAUAUAUAUAUAUGUAUGUAUUUAUACGUUUCCUUUUUCCCUGAAGGGACUCAAGGAGGCUUACAGAUAAAAAAACAAAAUAACCACUAAAAACAUAGGCACACCCAUUAAGAAAACCAUUAAGUAUUGAUAAAAAAACUAUGAAAGGGGGGGUUUACUCCUGAGUAAAUGCAAAUGAAAAUCUCUCAAGAAUAUUGGCCAACCUUCUAACUAGUAAAGGGGUGAAACUGGCCCUAGACAGUGACUGGGGGAGUUUCUGUUACGGGAAGUAGUAGGUCAAAUACUUGGGGUGUAUUGGACAAAAAGUUAAUAUGGGGUACUUUUUUAAAACCUUUGUCAAAUGUAAGUCAAAUAGACAUGCUACAUUUGCUCAUCAGAAAAUUGUCCUAUGUAAAUUAGGGUAAUUUGUAUAGAGAAAAUCUCUGGAAACUUUUCCAGUUAUUUUUUUAAAAAAGAAAUCCCCCAUCUGCUAAGUAUGGUAUUCGGUGUGCAAGAGGAACUGUUUUGGGAAAUUGGUAGGAUGUGUAAGAUGAUGAGUAAAGCAAAUAAAUUUGUGAUAUAAAAUCAGCUGUUUUUCUCCUUAUCAGCUGCCUUUCAUUUGCGAUUAUGAAGGCUGUGGUAAAGGCUUCACUAGACUCUACCAUCUUAAGCGCCAUUUUCUUACGCACACUGGAGAAAAGCAAUUUGUGUAAGUAUACUAUGGCUGUGGGUGGGGAAGGUGCUGGAAUUGUUAGAACAACAAAAAUCCCAACAGAUGUUAAGAUUUGCAGGUUUGCUGCCACAGGAAUAGGAUUGGGUGAAGCUGGCAGUUGUAUGUUUGCAUAACUAAUAGGAUUAACAUAUUUUGUUGAGGUUUGGCUAAAUGAAAAACUCCAGCCUUAUGGGUGAAGUGGAGGAUAUGAAAUGAAAAACUUUUAAAACAAGUAUGGUUCUGGAACAUAGGAUAUUGUAGUUGGGACACCAGUUUCAGCUUUUAAGUCAGUGGUGGGCAACUUUUUCUCUUUUGAGGUCUGCAUUUCCCUCCAAGGCAAUCUGUCAGGGGCUUCAUAGAACGCUGCAUUACACUGAGUCAGGCCUUUGAUCCAGCCAGCUCAGUAUCGUCUAUAGUGACUUGCAAUGGCUGUUCAGGAUUUCAGGAAGGGUUCUCUGCCAGGUGUACUUGGAGAUGCCAGAUAUGGAACCUGAGCCCUUCUGCAUGCAAAGCAGAUGCUCUAUCACUGAGCUACAGCCUUUUCCUAGCAUGCUGACUGUGGGCAGAGCCAAAGCCAGCAGGGGCUAGAGAGAAGGACCCUAUAUGCAUUUAAAGUAGCAUCAUACACCUUUGAAUAACAACACUCUGCUCCCUUAAUAAACUGGUUCUUUGUGGGAAGCCAUGGCUAUUCAAGUGGUAUUAUAGUGUUUUAAAUAUAUAGUGCAGAUGAGGCCUAGGUUGAGCCACCCCCUUUUCUUUCUCCUAAUGAUAAUCCCCAUUUCUCUCUUCCUGGCACCCAUUUUUUUCCUCUCAGCCCAAUGACUAGCUUGAGAGGGGAGUGGCAUAUGACUCUUUCCAGAGGUGGGAAUAGUUUACCCACCACUGUGAUAUAUUAUGUUAUUUCCCCCCCCUCCUCUGUGUGUGGUGUUUCUUUUUACUGAGAUUCUUCAUAACAUACUUAUUUUAACUGUAAUAUAUUUAUGAGAGAAAAACAAUUAGGGGGGAACCCUGUACUGACUAAAACACUGGUGUGUUUAUUUUUAAGAUUCGUUUAUAAAAAAUGUGUGGUGCAUCAUCUUAGGAGAGCUUCCUCCUUCUUUCUCACACAAGGAGGAAUAAUUCUUCUAAGAUUCUAAGUGCGUGUUGCAACGUAUGCCUGCAGCCCCUGAGAACCAAGAAAGUAUUCCCUUUUACCCUCUGAACAAUUAUUGUUUUAUUCAUUAGCCAAUGUAUACACCUUUAACCAAUUAAUUUGGCCAAUUCAAUGAUUUGACUAAGGUUUCUUUAAUUAGCUGACAUCUGGAAAGGCCAGUUGCACCUGCUUGUAUUCUUUCAUAUUCUUUAUAGAGAACAUACGCUUGUGUAUUUGUAGGUGCAAGGUGGAGGGCUGCAACGAGAGAUUUACAACAAAAUCAAACUUGAACAAACACAUUGGUCGCAAACAUUUACAGCAUUGUAAGGAAUACAUAGUAAGUGGCCUUCUUUGUUUGCCCAAAUAGGCUUCUAAUAGGUUAUAAAUGAAUAAUGAUAAAUAAUCCUUUGCUCAGUGUUAGGAAAUAAUUCAUUAAAUGUGCUUGACUUAUUAACUCUUUUAUCAAUGUUAGAGCUUAGCCUGUGCAUCUAGGUUGUGAUUAAGCGGUACAAUUGCCGUAUUUUUCGCUCCAUUGGACGCACCUGACCAUAGGGCGCAUCUAGUUUUUAGAGGAGGAAAACAAGGAAAAAAUAUUCUGAAUCAAAUGUUGUAUAAACUACUGUAUUUAAUAAACAACCGGUAUAUCAGAAUCACAUUACAGCCAUGUAAAGUGAACAGCAGUCAACAAUGGCAUUAAGAACCAUCAUCACUGUCAUUAACAAAUGAAGAGAGACUUUAAGGUUUGAGUACUCUUCUAGUCUUCUGUGAACCCCAAGAACUCAUCACUGCUAAAGUCAGAGUUUAUGAAGCUCAGUUGCUCACAGUCACUGACAUCACUUGCUUCGCUAUCUUCAUGUAAAAUACCAUCUUCGUAUCCAUCCAAAGCAUUGCUAAUGCCACAUUUUUUCCUCUCAAUCCUCUUCCUCCCCUCUCUCAGCGAACAGCCUGCCAGCUGCUCGCAAACAUUCCCUUUACUUGAAUUACAGUCAAGAAACAGCCAAGCAGAGCUUCUCAGCGGCAGGCUUGGGAGGCUUUCCUUUUCCCCACUUUUUUCUCCCCCCCCCCAAGCAGAACAGUCCCCUUUUCCAGCCUCCUCUUCUCCAUCCCUUUCACCCAAACUCCUCAGGUGACGUCUACAAUUUCUCCCCUUCACUGCUCCCUCUCCUUUGCCCUCUACCAUGACUCUCCACUCACGGCAACCUAUGGUACCUCAUCUCCCUUCACCCAGCUUCUUGGUCCCCCUCCUCUCCGUCCUCUUCCUCCCCUCUCUCAGUGAACAGCCUGCCCACUGCUCCAAACCUUGAGGGGAAGGGCAGGCUGCUGGCAGAGCAGCACCCCCCCAACCCCAUUCAGCAGCCCAGGAGUGCGGGGCAUGGGCGCACAGCCCUCCCGUUCCUCCAAAGCUUCCCAGGGCUGCAGGCGGAAGCCGAGGCUGCCGGCAGGGGAGCGCGGCUCCACCACCACUACCAAAGACCAGUCCAAGAGUGUGCCACACUCCGGCAAUUUGGCUCCAGGGACCACACAUUUGCUCCAUAGGACGCACAGACAUUUCCCCUUACUUUUUAAGAGUAAAAAAGUGCGUCCAAUGGUGCGAAAAAUACAGUAUCUGUAUACACAUGGUCAGCUUUUACCCAUUGACAGAUAUGGCAGGGGGACAUACCCUGCUUACUUGCAGGGUGCUAUUUGCUUGUAGCUAGCAGUGGGAGCCCAGUCUGUGCUGACUGAGGACUCUAACCAACGCUUUGUUACAUGCUGUGUGCAGGUAAGAUACUAGUGUGCAUUACUGGAUCAAGUGACUGCAUUAAACCCCAAAAGUCCUGGGUCCUUUCCUCAGCUUUGCCAUGGUGAGCUUUAUGGCAUGAUGUAAAAUUGAGCAUAUGCUAGUACUUUACGUUAGCCUGCCUCUAACAGUAACUGUCUUGAUUUUUCCAAACAGUGUGACUUUGAAGGAUGUGGGAAAUCCUUUAAAAAACACCAGCAGUUGAAAAUUCAUCAGUCUGAACACACUGGUGAACCACCGUUCAAGUAGGUGAAUAUUCCUGUUUUUUCAUGAAAAUAAGUAGGGAGGUUUUCAGGGUGCUUGUAGACAGGAAUUUUAAAUGGUUGCCCUGAGGAAGAUGAUGUUUUUAUUUAACAGAGCCUGAAGACCAAAAUUAAAGGCCCUGGGAGAAUAAAAAGGUAUUUACCAGGCACUUAAAAUAGGAUGCCAUCUCCAACAAGGCCUUCUCCUUACGCAGCUCUGUUAAGCAUCACAUAUGAUGGCACUGUGAAAAUAAAACAAAAGCCAUCAUGAUCAGUUAGCUGCCAUUCAGGACUUGAAAGUGGAAGAUGUAACCUAAAAAUGUGGCACAUUGCACUUCCAACCGGAGAACUCUUCUUUCAGAACAGUAAUUGGAGCAUCACGUUAAUUUGGGGUGGGUGAGUGAUGGAAGUAAAGGAAAAGUCCACUUUCACUUACACGGUUUAUGAACUGGGAUUUUUAUUUGUGUUUUGAGUGAUGUGUGUUUUGUUUUUGUCACGUAGAUGCAGCCACGAAGGAUGCGAAAUGCGCUUUUCCAUGCGUGCCCAUCUGAAGCGUCAUGAGAAGAUUCACGAAGGUAAAUUAUUCCUCUUGCUUCGGCUGUGUAAAACCCAGCGCUGUUGUUGCUUUAACGGGUUGCCUUCAAAUAUAAGGCUCAAAACUGGAAGUUAUGGAAGCAGGUCUGCUGGUUUUAAAUCAGAUUGACAUCAGUCACAGUGCAGGAUGUGUGUCAUUUCAAUUAGCAAAUGACAUGUAGGGCAGGAGUGUGCGAAAAGUCUUUUUUGAGCCUACAUUAGGGCUGGCUUUGAGGAUAAUGCUCCUCUUAAAGGUGGUUUGUAAAAAGCCUCUUCCCCAUUGAUGCCAUGCUGGGUUAACAUUUCAUUGAGGAAUACUAUACAAGUCACUGUUAAGAGCAGUGGGGCUAGCCCUUACUGUACCAGAAACUCAGCUUCAAAUUGAGGUAAUUUGUUUACUCUCUCCUUAGACAGCAGAGCGUGAUAAGAGAUGCCCUAUAGGAGGGGAAAGAGAACCUGUGGCCUUCCAGCUGUGGAUGACAGCUCUCACCAUCCUAUUAAGGACUGCCUUACUCCUUAUGUUCGGUCUCGACCACUGAGAUCUUCUGAUAGGGCACUUUUCAUUGGUCCCACAUACCUCUGAGGUUCAGCUGGCUAUUACCAUGGGCUGAGGCUGUAGUGUGGCAGGUCUUGUCCUGUGGAACUCCUUGCUAGUAGACGUUCAGCAGGAGUUGUCAUUCCUGCUGGUUUUAGAUGAUUUCCUAAAGACUGAGUUAUUCAGACAGGCCUUUCAAACUUGAGGUGCUUUGCCAAAAACCUUUUACUGUUGUGUUUGAAAUGGUUAAUGUUUUUACUUAAUACUGUGCUUUUUAUGUUGUAUGCUGCCUUGUGAUAUAUACGAGAGUGUGGUUUGUAAAUAAGACAAUCUGUCUCUGCCCAUUGGCUGGGGAUGAUGGGAGUUGGGAAUCCAACAAACGUUUGAGGGCUGCAAGCUCCCCAUCCAUGCCCUACAGCAUGUGGCUUUGCAUUUAUUUACUUUUAUAUAUAUAUAUAUGGCUGUUUAAACUGUUUUUCGUAAUAGGCUAUGCAUGCAAAAAGGAUGGCUGUUCGUUUGUUGGGAAAACCUGGUCAGAGCUUCUGAAACAUAUGCGACAAAGUCAUGUCGGUAAGUACUAUCAGAACUUUUACACAUUGAUUCAGCUUGAACGAUUUCUAACGUUGGAAGCCCAUUAUGUACUAUUUUUUUCUUUCCUUCAAAAAAUAGCAAUCAUUUCUUCUACUAAUAAUACUUUCUUGACUUUGUUUGCUUUAUAGCAAUACAAUAUGCUGUGCAUGCAACUAGUUUCAGAUGUGCAUUUGUAAGCAUGGCUAUAAUUGUAUAUCUGUACACAAACAGCAAUUGCACAACUCUCUUCAGUGGGUUAAAAGCCUGUCAUGUAUACUCUUGACAGUCAUCAUCAUAACCCUAAUGCAGGUCAAUAUUAUUCCUUUUCACAGAUGGGGGAUUUGAGACUUGGGGGAUUGUAGCUUGUUCAAAGCCACCAAGUGUGUUCAUUGCAGUGAUAAGAUUUGAACCAGGAACUACUUGGUCCACAGUUCUGGACUUUUGGCCACUCUGCUACAAUAUCUCAUAUGUAGGGUGCAAGGAGUAUGUGUGUACAGCUGAUGGAUGUGAGUAAAAAGUACAGGGAUGGGGAACCUUUUGCUUAUAGGUCAGACCUGCCAGGUGGCCCAAUUCAGCCCUCACAGUUGUUUUUUGCCAGCUACACCCACCUGCCAGUUACCUGACAUGUGACAGACAUGGGGAAUCGUUGGCCUACCGGAUGUUGCUGAAAUACAACUCCCAUCAUCUUUGGUCAUGUUUGCUGGGGUUGAUGUGAGUUGUAGUUUGGCAGCUUCAGCAGAGGGCAAAGAUCACUCCAACCUGUCAUACAGUGUCAGCUGCAGCUGCCCUUUUGUAGGGAGGCUUGCCUUUGGUGUCCUUUAAAUUCAGCAAUGAGUGCAAGCUUUGCUGCUUUCCAGUGGAAUUGGGUUCAGCUUAGGUCGUAUGAUAUAUCAGGUGAUUGAUGGGUAGAUGCAGCCACCCAACAAACAUAGCCUGCAAAAGUUUGCCCACUUUUCCAUCUGGCCUGCUAGAUGGAACUGGUUCCCCAUGCCUGCUUUAGCAGAAGGCUGUGAGUGCUUGCUGGAUUGUACCAGUGCAGGUGAUACUCUGUUAUUAUAUUCUGCUGCUGAAAAUAGUACGCACGUAAAUUGUUCCUUGCCUUUGAAAAAACGAGGUGUCACUGUUUAAAUCCUGUUUAGAAUUUUUUUUUAUUUCAGGUUUUACAUUGCGUUCUCCCCCCCGCCCACUCCCAUUUCAUUUUCUCUUUCAUCUCCAGAACCGAUAACCUGCAGCGUGUGUGGCAAAAUAUUCCGCCGCAAAGAUUACCUCAAGUGCCACCAGAAGAUCCACGCUGCCGAGAGAGAGGUGCUUAAAUGCCCAAGGGAGGGCUGUGGCAGAACGUACACAACCCUGUUCAAUCUUCAAAGCCACAUUGUCUCAUUUCAUGAGGCAAGAAGAUCGUUCACUUGCGACCACCCUGGCUGUGGGAGAGUCUUUGCCAUGAAAGUAGGCGUUCUCAAGUUAACUUUAACGUGCACAUUUUUCUUCCUCCUCUCUUGGUCGCCUAUGUAUAAACUUUUAAUUUUUGUUCUUUGCAGCAAAGUCUUGUAAGGCAUGGUGUUGUACAUGACCCUGACAAGAGAAAGUUGAAUUCAAAAGUAAGUCAGAGGUUUCAGUUUGCUUUCCCCAUGCAGUUUUAGGAGUGUGAACCCGCUUUGAAUUGCAGGGCCUGAGUGGAGGAUGUGACAGGUUUAUUACUGAACAGGGGUAAUCUGAACACAGGGGGUCUACAUCAGUGUUUAUCAAACCUGGGUCUUUGGACUACAAUUCCCAUCAUCCUUGACCACUGGUCCUGUAAGCUAGGGAUAUUCGGAGUUGUAGUCCAAAGGGGGGGGGGAGUGGGUGACCCAAGUUUGGGAAACUCUGGUCUACAUGAUGGAACUAGUUUCUUGAACUUUGCUAUUAGCCAUUUCUUUGUGCGCUGCUAAUAGCUCAUGUUGUUGUUUAGUCGUGUCCGACUCUUUGUGACCCCAUGGACCAGAGCACCCCAGGCACUCCUGUCUUCCACUGCCUCCCGCAGUUUGGUCAAACUCAUGCUGGUAGCUUCAAGAACACUAUACAACCAUCUCAUCCUCUGUCGUCCCCUUCUCCUUGUGCCCUCCAUCUUUCCCAACAUCAGGGUCUUCUCCAGGGAGUCUUCUCAUGAGGUGGCCAAAGUAUUAGAGCCUCAGCUUCACGAUCUGUCCUUCCAGUGAGCACUCAGGGCUGAUUUCCUUAAGAAUGGACAGGUUUGAUCUUCUUGCAGUCCAUGGGACUCUCAAGUCUCCUCCAGCACCAUAAUUCAAAAGCAUCAAUUCUUCAGUGAUCAGCCUUCUUUAUGGUCUAGCUCUCACUUCCAUACAUCACUACUGGGAAAACCAUAGCUUUAACUAUACGAACCUUUGUUGGCAAGGCAACCUUUGUUACCAACCACUAUGAACUUUGUUGGCAAAGCUCAUAGUGGUUGGCAAAUGGGAGCUUAUGAUUAGGUGAUAACUUUAAAUGAAAUAUCCAUCAGAGCUUCUUUGUGAAGGUGACCUAUAUGCACAGGGCUGGGGUGCGUAUCUACAUUGGCUUGAAGGACCUUGGAGGUGCAGGGUUGAUCUGAUGUUUUGUAUUGAACCUGCUGGCUUUUAGGAGUGCCUGCUCUUUGCCGCCUCCUGCUUACACCUACUUCUGCAUUUAAAUAUCAGAGCAAAUAUCACAAAAAUACAGUUAAGUUGGAUCCAGAAAUAAGCCAGCUAUAAAAGAGGCUGACAGAAACAUAUUCUCCCGACCCCACCCCAUCCUGAAAAAUCUCCCAAAGAGAGGGAGAAACUCAUUGAAGGGAAUAUGGGGCAAACGUUGAGGGGAACCCUGAAAACUGGGCAGAGGCAACUUCCAUGAGUAAGAUUUCCACUUGUGAAAAGGGCCUCCACCAAAAUUUCAGGGAUUUCCUCACCCCCAGUGCCAAUCCCAUUCAAUAAAGUCCCCAGGCCCCAGGAAACUUAUCAGGGAAGUCAGGGGGAACUUAUCUCUGGAUCCAGGGCUCUUUUCUGCAAAUGGAAACCAAACCCUGAACCUUCUUGCCACUUAGGAAAUCAGACAAGAGCGGACAACAACACUUUACGAUCAUUUCCCACUGGUUAGCUGCCAAGAUUGCUGACCACAAAACGUAUACGUACUUUUUUUAAAGCUUUAUUGUUUAUAUGUUUAUCCCAAUCUGUGAACCACAAAUCUAUGUGUUUCCUUUCAAAGGUUAAAAAGCCACGUCCUAAGCGGAGUUUGGCCUCACGUCUGAGUGGAUUCAUCCCACCUAAAGCAUGUCGAAGAAAUGUUUCCUCUGCAGAUGAGGCUCUGAUCACACCUGACGCGAGCGCCACGUUGCCUACUGUGGAAACACUCUCCCUUGGCUAGAGUAUCAGAUGAACGUGGACAAUAUAUUCAUGCAUAUG